Molecule: messenger RNA, 1449 nt
Organism: Brenthis ino (lesser marbled fritillary)
Lineage: Eukaryota; Metazoa; Arthropoda; Insecta; Lepidoptera; Nymphalidae
Source: the annotation of a GenBank genome assembly
AUGGUGUCGACUAGGCAGAUGAGUAGUAUCGGAGGAGGUAAUGGGAGUAGCGAUGGCGCCGGGCCAUCUCACGCAGAGCCUGUGACGGUGGCGCGGGUAACACGCCACUCAAGUGCCUUACUCCCCGGGGGCUUCUCGCCACAUAAUAGUUCCAAAAAUGCUACAGUAUCGGCACCCAAGAUAUACACCACUAACUUACUGGAUUUACCAAUUGAAGUUUUAGAAAAGAUAUUUCGUUAUUUGGGAUUCAAAAGCGUAUCCCAUCUUAGAAUGGUAAACCGGCAAUUCAAUACUGUAUGUAGUAGUAUAUUAAAUUCUACAUUUCAAAGAUUACAAAACCAAAUGUUACAUAGAUUCCAAGCAAUAAAAGCAAAAAUGCCUAGAAGAGAGUCUGCAAGAAGGAGCCAUCCUUUGGCUUGUGAGUCUGAUAUCAUUGAAACUCUGCAUAUGAGAUUAAGUUUAUUGCAAAUGACAUUUGGAAAGCAUAUUGAACGGAAACAUUGUUGUUUUUUCCCAGGAGAGAUUCUUGAUGAAGUGUACAGUAUUUUGUCAUAUUUAAAAACUACGACAAAGCUUGCAAGGCCUUAUAAAGUAACUGAUGAGCUUUUUGAUCUAACUACAAUGGCCAUGGAGUACUUCAAGGAGCACAUUGAACCUAAUUUGCCAGAAAUCACAUAUUUUGGCACAGAUUUCUUUGAUAUUACUACAGCUUUUUCACCUGGAGAGAGCAGUAAGUCAUACAUAUGCUUAGACUCUCCGCCUCCGAGUGGGUUCGAGUCGUCGUCCCAACAGGCGGGGGGCGCGUCCACGUCAGAGCGGCGUGUGUCCUCCCUCAACAUGUACAUGGAGGAGAGCCUGCCGCCGUCCCCGCCACCGCCGCAAAGCAAUAUGGUGUUGAGGAAAAGAAUACAUCGCAUUAAACAGGGCAUGAAGAAGUAUAAUGAUCAGUUAUCAGCGCUGCGCAGUGAUCUUAGGAGUUGUAAACGCAAGACGGCUCUUCAACAGAAGCAGAUUGCGGAACAGCAAAAGCAGAUCGCAGAACAGCAAAAGCAGACGUUGGAGUAUGCCAACCGACUGGAUGAUUAUGAUAAGAAGAAUGAGGAAACCAGCCGCAAGUUUCAAACAUUACUACAGGAGCUAAAUAAGUGCAAAACGGAGUUGCAAUACUGGCGAUCGCGCUCGCCCGCCGUGCCGCCGCUGUGCGCCGAGUGCGGCGCGUCGCUGCGCCUGUCGCCGGCGCUCGCGCAGUGGGCGGCGGACAGCAGCGCGGACGCCAGCGAGGAGACGCCCGGCGGCAGCAAGGACGCGGCGCCGCUAGAGACGCCCGUGGAGCCCCCCGCCGCGCCCUCGCCGCCCGCGCGCCGCCGCUCCGCCGACGCCGCGCCCGCCGCCGCCGCCGCCGGCACGCCCGACCGCAAGAAGCGCCGCCUCACGCGCCCGCGCAAGCUG